UUUAAUAUAUUUAUUACAAGUUAUGUAUUGCACUGUACCAUUGUUGUAAACCAAAAUUUCACAUCUGUCAAUGAUCAAAACCUGAUUCUGAUAGGUGAGAGGGGGAGAAUGGGGAUGAUAUAAGCUGGGAAGUGAUGGGCAGAAGAAACCCAGUAACUAGACACUUUUAAGUGGUGGCUGGGUCGUAUUUGUUAGAUGACCCCAGGGCCUGCGUGGAAGUCCCUGCUGCAGCUAUGUUUGGGGCUGUACAGUAUUGCAUUGCAAUGCUACCCUCUAGUGGGCCGAUCACAAAAUAUUUGAGCACCAUCUUUCAAGCACAUUUCUUAAGCCAUAGCAUGACCUUCCUCCCUCACUUCCCAUAGGAACCUGAGAUACAUCUCACCUGAGGCCUCCAAUGGGUCAGGGUCAACCAAGGAUGUUGCAUCCUAGCUGUAUAGAUAUGUAAGCCAGGGCAGUACGAUAUCGAGAACAAGCAGAAGGUUCCCUCUCUCCAUGCAGCUGAUGAACCCAAAGGAACAGCAGACUGAUACGGUUUAACACCAGAGUUGCAGUUGCCGCCAUUCAGUGUCGAACUCGACAUAGGAUUGCCUUAGGGACACCAGUUCCAGACUUUUCCCUCAGAGUUUACACUCAAAGCCUUCCCCAUGAGUAGGUACAGCUGCAAGGCUGCAGAGGUUUGAGAUCAGUUUUCCUUCUUGAUGAGCUGCCAAUGAGCCCCAUCUGCCCAAAGCAACUGGUUUUAAGGCACCAGUAACCCACCUUUGACUCUUCCUCUGUCCGUAGAAACAGUGCAGCAGGCUUAGUAGCUAAGCCACACGUGAAGGUCAUGAGCUGGACUUGGUUGGCAGAUGCUAUUCGAGAUACACGCCAUUGGAAGCUCUCACUUAACCCCACAAAGAUAAUUGUAACCCAUUUUAGAAAUUCAUCAAACCCUCCGCAUUUCCUUAAAAGUACAAAUGAGAAGAGUAUUCAUUUAAGACUAUUAUUAACCUUUGGUUUCAGGCAGAUUGGCAAGGGAUGGGACAAAAGUGGGGAGUGAUGUCAAAUUCAGAAUGUAAACCAAGUUUUCCCCCUCUCCAACCAUUUCAACAAAAAGUGUCAGCACCCACCACCUCUCUAGCAACACAAAACACCCAGAGAGACUAUGAGUUGCAGUCAACACAAACUAUUGUUUACCCAACACAAGUAACAUGGCACAAGUACAGAGAGGUAUCACCCAUUUUCACAGUGAAAGGGGAGACUGACUGUCACAAUGUUAGUCAGCCGCAUUACAUUUUCAUACAGCUGUUGCAGCGAAAUCCUGAUGUUCCAUCUCCUGCAUUGCCUCAGCAAGAAACACUGGCCUGAAACUGGUCACCCACAGUACUGCACCCCUGGAUGCACCAUCCUUCAAUAGUUUAACUUCUCUCUGGACUUGAAGGCAAUUCAAUGUGGCAGAAUCGAGGUGAAGCAGCAGGCCCUUCAGAGAGAAUGAGGAAGACCCAAGACUCAAUCGAUUUUAGUGCCAGGCUGAGUCGAGGUGAGGUGAGGUGAGGUGAGGCAACAGGCCUGCCACCGAAAACAAGGAAGACCCAAGGUUCGAUCAAUUUAGCUGCCAGGCUGAAUCGAGGCAGCGAUUCUGAGCCUACUGAAGCAACUGAACCUGAUGCCAGAGGCAAAGAAUGGGCUGGCUCAGCUCGUUGCUCCACCAUGUUUACUCGGCUCUGAGCUGAACUAUGAGUCUUGGAUUCUCUUGGUGGACUUCAGUUCAGAAGCUAUUUUGCUUACAGUGAUUGUUUGCAUUUUUUCUUUCUUUUUCUCUGCACAUUGGGUGUUUGACCAUCUUUCUUAUGGGUUUCUUUGUUUCAUGGCUGCCUGGUAGAAAACAAAUCUCAAGACUGUAUAAUGCAUACAUACUUUGAUAAUAAAUGUACUUUGAACUUUAACAGGCAGGACCAGUGUUCCAGGAGAACAUUAUGGCAGCUCUCAGGAUCGCUUGGAAAGACCUUCCUAUGAAUCCAUAUGGAUAGAACUUACAAAUACAAAAGGGGUGAUCACUGUGGGCUGGGUUUAUACUCUAGCCUCCUCCACCAAGCAGUCAGUGGGAGCAGAAACACAACGGGGUGUCUGACAGAUUAUUAGCCUCCCCAUAUUGACCAGGAUGUCUUACUGUAAGGAGAAGGAUUUGUAAAGUACAUGCAGAUCAAGAUCCAAGAUUGUUUAUUGUCAUUCAUCAGUACACAAAUGUAAAGGAGAACAGAGCAAUUGUUACCCUGGAUCUGAUGCAACACAAGAAAACCCUGAGUUAAAGAACACAAUAAUAAUAAAAAAAAUACAUAAGAUAGCUUACAAUUAACGUAUAUAUGUCCAUAAGAUGAUGCUGGACACAGAAGUGUCUGUACACAAGGUGACUGACAGGAAAUGAUAAAGGUUGUUGGGGUGUGGAGGGGUGGGUUAGUGGGUGGAGGUUAGGGAAAGUUACAUAAAGAACAUAAUAAAUAUAAAAGCAAUUCUAUAAAACAAUGUACAAGUAACUUGAGUGAGGCCAUAUAUACACAGAUUAGCUGACAUACGGAAACUGAUUAUAUGUACACAAGUGACACUAGGUGCAGGUGUAUCUAUAGUGGUGACUCUGACAGGAAAUGAUAGUAUGACAAAGUGACACUUGGCAAGAGGAACAAUUCUAGGUCGUACAAUUUACAAUGAUCAAUUAACCUACUAACCAGUACAUCUUUAGGCCGUGGGAGGAAAUCUGAGCACCUGGAAGAAACCAAUGCAGUCGUGGGAAGAACAUACAAACUUUCUUACAGCAGACACCAGAAAUGAAUCCCACAUGCAGGUAAAACAACAUGCAACAAGUGAAAGAGAUGGUGAGAGAUCAGAGUCCUGGCUGAAAAACAAGGAUGGCAAGGUUAGGAAACCCCAGGUGACAAGAUGUUGUGGAGUUGAAGAAAAAAUAAGUACAGAGUCAUAAGCAACACAGUGGGUGUAUCCCUAUAGUACAGGGGAGUGUUUACAAAACAAAUAGUGCUCAAAUAAUAGGCCAUGACACAAGGUUAGUUCUAUCUCAAGGAAUUCCAUAAAUAAAGCAGCCAGGGAGAGGGAGAGUUUCUUUUGGGACUGCUUGUAGAGCCCGGAAAUGUGAGCAAGAAUUUAUGAACUUCCAUGAACAUGAAUGGGAAACAGGAGAUGGGCCAAGUGGAACUGGCUCAGGAAGGCACCUUAGUGAGUAUUCAAAAGUUAAGCCAAAGGGCCUGUUUCCCUGCUCUAUGACUCUUUCCAGAAUCUGCUGCAAUUUGCAAACUCACAUUAAGUCCUGAUGUUAGCUUCUCAGCCCCAGAGAAUAGCUUUAUCUUUUUCAACAUUCUUCUCUUUCUAUAUCUCUGCAAGGCAAGAACAAUCCAAGGAUCUACGAUUUUUCCUACUAUUCACACAACAUUGUGUCUGAUACAAUAUACCUCUCUACAAGUCCAAUACGUUCCUUGUUCAGUGUCUCAGACUGGGUAAAUUCCAAAUGUAGAUCUAACAAGUUUUACACAUGUCAGUCAGUGAAGGCUUAUUGGACCCAUCAGAUGAGCGUACAAGUUGGACCAUGCAUUGUGCGCAGUGAUUUGUAGAAGGUUCGAAUGUUACCGGUGUCUGCGUAGUGCUGCAUUCUUUCUGCUAGGGCAGAAUACCAAUUGUUUUGCAUCUGUCUCAGUUUGGCUUGGAUGAUGCUGCAUGCAGCUCUGUAUUCUGCCUUGGCCUUGGUCGUUGGGUCUAGACAGCACCACUUGAUGGUAGGAGCAUUUCUUCUGGAACAGAUUCUGGAUUUCAAUGUUGUUUUCAUCAAACCAGGCUUUCUUUGUUCUUGAAGAGUACCCAACUACCUCGACAGCCGCAUCUUGGAUACCAGUCUUCAUGUGCUCCCAUUUCUUUUGUGUGUCAGAGUCUGCAGUUGGGGUGUCUUUGCAGUCCAGCCUCCCCCUUAACUUGAUCUGGAAUGCAUCACUGAGGCCAAAGAGCUCAUCCACCUGGAGUCUCUUUAACCAUGGUCGCCCUUUCCUUAUCGCUGGCUUGAUAGCCAGUCUAACUUCCACCCUGACCAGUUUCUGAUCCGUAUAGCACUCUGGUCUGCAGAACACCCAACACACCUUUUUGGCGCACAGAAUGUAGUCCAGUAGGUGCCGACGUUUCAGGUCAUCUUGAACCUGGCUUUCUGUUGACACAGUCUGUUUGUUAUAACCAGGCCUAAUACUGUGCAGAGCUCCAGGAGCAUCCACCCGUUGUCACUGCAGUUUCUGCCACCAUGACGACCCAAGACUCCCUGGCAUACCUUGAAGUCACCUAGGACUAUGAUCUUGUCUACCCUGUUUGUUUCCAAUAGGAGGGACUUCAGCUCCCCUUAUAAUGCCUCUUUGACAACAAGGUCUGCCUGCAGUGUGGGCAUAGACACUUACAAGGGUGACAAAUGGGUUGUGUUGCAGGAGUCACAGGGACACAAGUUGAUCCAAGUGUCCGACCAAUAGGCUUUGAAGCUUAUUGAAGAUGGUGCUUUUGAUCAUGAAGCCCACCUGAGUCUGUUCUCGUUGCUGCUUCUGCCUGACCAGAAGAGUGUGUGGCUUACACCAUGCCCUAUCAAAGAUCCUGCAAAAUAUACUUAGCUUACAGCAGCGAUAUCAAUAUCCAGCCAAGCUAGUUCUCGUGCCACAAGCGCUGAGCACCUUUGGUGUCAGUCACCUCCCGUGGAGUCUUACAAUGUGCGUACAUUCCAGGAGGCGAUUUUGAGAUUGAAAGCGAUUGUGAGGUGGUAGACAGAGCACCACGAGAGCCUUUUUGGGAAUAAUCAUCAAGAACAAGCAGCACCCAUUGGAAUGAUCCCCCAGCAUGGGGUCAGGCUUAAGCUCGAUGGCCAGUCAACUUUGGACAAGGUCAAAGCCGCUACUUCCAAGCUGAUAUGCCACAAAGCCCCAGGCUUUGUGGAUCCCAACAGAAGCAUAUAAAAUGGGCGGAGACAUUCUCCUGAGCAAACUCACAAACUUGUUCACACUGUUGGGAGAAAGAUUCAGUCCAAAAUGAUGCUGUAAUUGUCUCCCCGUACAAGAAUAAAGGGGAGAAAUUCGAUUGCUCAAACUACAGAGGCACUACCCUACUGUCCACCACCAGGAUGGUUCUUACCAGAACUCUCUUGGCUAGUCAUCCCUACCAUUGCCAAAGGCAUCCUCAGAGAGUCGGUGCGGAUUCAGUGUGAACAGAACAUGGGACUGUACGCAGUGUUCAUUAACCUGGAAAUGGGCUUUGAUGCAGUCAGCCGUGAUGGUCUCUGUAAGAUUCUGUCAAUGUUCAGCUGUCCCCCAAAAUUCCUCACCAUCCUACAGCAGCUCCAUGAAGACCAAAGUGAUCAGGUUAAACAAAGCAGCGAGCUGUCUGACCCAUUCACUGUCAGUACUGGCAUGAAACAAGGCUGUACUUUGGCAUCAACACUCUUAGCCAUGGUGCCAUGGAAAGCAAAAGAGACCACCUCAAAGAGCACUAAUGAAAAUAUCUUCAACCUCUGUCACCUUCUCGCCCAAACAAAAACCCUGUAAGAGCCUAUUCUCAAGUUGCUAUGCAGAUGACUAUGCUCUUCUCACACAAAGGACGUGCUACAGACUGCAGUCACUCAUUUUGCCAAGGCUGUAAGGGCUUUUGAACAGUCAGUCUGAAGAAAACAAUGAUCCUCCAUCCGAAGCCCCUUCGUGGCAUUUACAACCACCUUCUCACCAUGGCUGAGCCAUUCACCUACCUGGGCAACAUCAUCUCCAAAGGCGCUAUGGCCGUAAAGGAUGUUGACAAUCAACUUACCAGAGCCAGCAGAGCCUUUGGGUGCCUCCAGAAACGUGUGUGGCAGAGCACCGGCUGUGCUUGUCCACAAAAUCCAGGUCACAACACUCUGUACAGCUCCGAAGUCUGGGUCUUGUACCACAGGGAAACUCAGUUGCUCGAGCACUUCCAUCAGCGCUGCCUCCGCUCCAUCAUGGGUAUCAGCCGUCAGGAUUGUGGCUCCAACAACGGGGUCCUGGAGAAGGCUCAACUCCCAAACACUGAAGACACUUUGCUGAUCAAACAGCUCCGCUGGUCAGGCCACGCGUCCCGCACGGACAACUCCAGGUUACCAAAAGCAGAACUCUACGGAAAACUCUCUCAGAGCAAGAGAGAUCAUGGUGCUCCGUGCAAGAGGUACGAUGACCAACUUAAGUGGUAGCUCCCUCAGGCAAAUAUCAAGGUCAACAAGUGGCAGCAGUUGUCUUGUGACAGAAACUGCUGGAGAACACGGAUCCACAGCAAAACCAACAAUUUUGAGGAAUCCAGAAGAGCAACUGCUGAAGAGGAGACACAGGAAGGAUCCUACUACCCAAGCGCCCACAUCCCAGCUGUUCCCCUGUCCCCACUGCGCCAGAGUCUGCAGAUCCAGAAUUGGUCUCCACAGUCACCAACCAUCAUGCCAUAGCCAAGGACUCUUCUUCCCUCCUGAUCUUCACAAGCAAAGAACCAGCCAUCAGUGGGCAUUAUACUCUGACAUCCUUCUAAAAUGUGAGUGACUAGAAGUGUUUUAAUGCUCGGUUUCCUUCAAAUGUAUCAAAACCUUUAAGCAGUUAACACCAACCCAUCAGCAGCACCGACCUUCUGCUGUAAAGUCAAAUCAACCCAUCAGUGUCCCCCUCCGACCUCCUGCCGUAAAUGCGGGAGGCGGUAGAGGCUAAGUGUCGCGAAGCGAGCGGUCAAACCGCCGCUAUGGCGGGCCGCCGGCUGCUGCCGCUGUCCCUCCUGAUACUGCUGCUGACCCCGACCCCGGUGGGCGGCCAGCGGGAGGCCGAGCCGUUCCAGCCGGCGUCGGCGCUCUCCCAGUUCGAGUUCAGGACGGCGAGGAGCGGUUACAGCCCGGACGCCGAAAUGCCGCUGUUGGUGUGGUGGAGCGAGCAGCUCUUCCCUCACUUCCCUCGCCGCCGCCAGCGCAUCGAUUGCGCCGCCGGCUCCUGCCUCAGCACCAGCCGGCGCCGCGCCGCCCCCGCCGCCGACGCUCUCAUUUUCUACGGCACCGAUUUCCGAGCGUACGAGGCGCCGCUACCGCGGCCGGCCCGCCAGGCCUGGGCCCUCUUCCAUGAGGAGUCGCCCAUGAACAACUACCUGCUGUCGCACGCCGCCGGCAUCCGCCUCUUCAACUACACGGCCACCUUCCGCCGCCACUCCGACUACCCGCUCGCCCUGCAGUGGCUGCCCGGCCUCGACUAUCUGCUCAGACCGCCUCUGCCCCUCGCCCAGAAAGGCCGAGGCCGCGCACCCGUCCUCUACCUGCAAUCCCACUGCGAGGUCGCCUCGGACAGGGACCGCUACGUCCGCCGCCUCAUGGAGCACCUACAGAUUGACUCCUAUGGCCAGUGCCUGCAGAACAAAGAGCUACCCAGCCAGCGGUUAGUAGACACUCAGACAGCAACAACAGAAGAUUCAGAAUUCAUGGAUUUUAUUAGCAAGUACAAGUUCCACCUGGCUAUGGAGAAUGCGAUCUGUGAUGAUUACAUGACAGAGAAACUGUGGCGGCCCAUGCACUUGGGAGUGGUGCCAAUAUACCGCGGUUCCCCUGUGGUGCAGGACUGGAUGCCCAAUUCCCACUCUAUAAUUCUGAUCGAUGAUUUCAAAUCUCCAAAGGACCUAGCAGACUACAUCAAUUUUCUGGAUCAGAAUGACAAAGAGUACAUGAAAUAUCUGGAGUAUAAACAGCCAGGUGGCAUCACCAACACGCUACUGCUAGAAACUCUAGAGAAGCGGGAGUGGGGCGUGAACGACAUCAGCAAACCCAACUAUUUGAAUGGAUUUGAAUGCUAUGUCUGCGAUCAGGAGAGUAUACGCCUUCGGGCAGAGAAGGCGCAUCAAGAACAACCAGACAAAUUUCCACCACCAGCCCCCAGGAUAGCUGCUUAUAAACACAUGGGGUGUCCAGUUCCAGAGCCUGGAUAUGGAAGCUUCGAUGACAUACCUGACAAUGACAGUUGGAAACAAAUGUGGCAGCAAGAUUAUUGGCAGAGUGUUGACCAAGCUGAGGCCCUGACAACCAUGAUUCUCCGGAAUGAGACCGACUCGAGUAAACUGUGGGAUUAUGUUCACCAACUGUUAAUGAAGAGGACUAAUCACUAAUAUUGGGAGUAAAAGCCAUUCACAAAUCCUGCUUGAAAAUCAUGCCAAAAGUGGAUAAGUCCUACCAUGUGUGCAUGAUUUAAUGGUCAUAUAGACUUACCUAUAGAUCUAUUUUCAUUGAGAAUAAUUUCUUACAAUUUUAUAUUUUUGUAAGUUCAUUCAUUCUGGUUAUAAGGCCAAAAAUAUGCAGUUUUUUAAACUUUAUGGGUGUCUAAGGAAAGAAAUGUUCACCCUCAUUGAACUGAUUGCAGGGAUCCAUUGGUCCAGCACACAUAUUAUAUUGUCUGUUAUAAAACAUAGAACACUACAUCACAGUACAGGCUCUUCGGCCCACAUUGUUGUGCUGACCUUCUAACCUUCUUAUGAUCAAUCUAACUCUUCCCUCCAUCAUAGCCCGCCAUUUUAUGUUACAAAGGUGGUGCUAAGCAGCAGCUUUAAAAUCUGUACAUGUUGCACUCACUUCGGUUGGUAGGUUAAUUGGACACCCCUAUUCUGAGGCUGUGCCCUCUGGUCUCAGACUCUCUCACCAUUGGAAACAUCUUCUCCACAUCCACUCUAUCAAGGCCUUUCACCAUUCAAUAAAUUUCAAUGAAGUCAGCCCUCACUCGUCUGAAUUCUACUGAAUACAAGCCUGCAGACAUCAAGCUCUCUUCAUAUUCCAAGCCAUUCAAUUCUGGAGUCAUUUUUGUGAACCUCUUUUGAACCCUCUCCAGUUUAGUCACAUCCUUUCUAACCUCACAAUACUCCCAAGUGAGGCUCACUAGUGUUUUAUAAAGUUUCAACAUUACUUGGGGAUGUCUCCCCAGCUGCACUGUACAGGAAGAUAAGAAACUCUAAAUGAUAAACACAAGAGAUUCUGAGAUGCUGGAAAUUCAGAGUAACACACACAAAAGGCUGGAGGAACUCAGCAGGUCAGACAGCAUCUAUGGAGAGGGAUAAGAAGUUGACAUACAAAAUUCGAAGUAAAUUCGUUAUCGAAGUAUUCAAAUCUCACCAUAUACUAUACUACCCUAAGAUUAUUUCACAGUAGAAAGAAACACAAUAUAAUCAAUGCAACAAAGAUGACAAACAACCAAUGUGCAGAAGACAACAAACUGAGCAAGUACAAAAAAAAGGGAAAAAAAUCAAUAUAUAAGUAAUAAAUAUUGAGACCAUGAGUUGUAGAGUCCAUAAGAGUGAGUCUAUAGAUAUUGGAAUCAUUUCAUUGUUGAGGUGAGUGAAAUUAUCCCCUCUGGAUCAAAAGCCUUAUGGUUGAUGGGUACUAGCUGCUUGUGUGGACUUGAGACUUUUUGGCCUGAGACCCUUCAUCGGGGAGUAACACUAAAUUAUGCUGUGGGCAUUACAGAAGGGUGUUUGUAUGUCACCUUUUCCACUCCUUAACUCUUUUGGUCCAAUUAUUGUCUUACGUGAAGAGGUUACAAACUAAGUUUUGAUUAAAUUAACCUCUCAUCUCCACAUUCCCCACUGCCCCCAAUCUUCUAGCCUGCCAUGUGACCUCCCUCUCCCCCACCCAAGUAUCAUCUUCACUAUAAUCACCCCCUACAAAUCCUUCACCAUGAACCAAUUAAUUCCCUCAACUAUCCACACAAGCCCCAAAUAUCAUCUGUCCCAGAGAUCUCCAGAAGCCAACAUACACCCAACCUCUUCACAUACCUCUUGUUCCUGACCACUCAACCUCUUGGUUUGCCCUGACUCUCCUGAUCCCUAAUCUACCCACUUCACCCCACAUCUCUGCCACCACAUGGUGCACUGGGCUGGGUCUUAGAUUUGCCUGACUCUCUGGGCUUCAGUACUUCUUGACUACAGUCCCACUUUUAGCAAUAGUACGAUCUUGCACAUCAUCAUUGUGUUUCAUAAUCCAUUUUGUAGUAUGGAGGUCAGAUCUGUGCAUAUUGCUCCCCCUUACCUAGCCUAUGUUCUAUGUCAUUUUAACGUAACUGGUCUGAAGACAGGAUCACAUAUAGUUUUUGAGUGAACCAUGAUUAAAGAUAUACGGUCAUAGAGCUAAACAAACUGAAACAGGCCAUUGAUUUAUAUUUUUAUUUUAGUGAUGCAAUGUGGAGAAGGCCCUUCCAGCCCUUCAGCCAUAAUGCCCCAGCAACCCUGAUUAACCAUAUCCCAAUCAUAGGACAAUUUAUAAUGACCAAUUAACCUAUGUAUGUCUUUGGACUGUGCAAAGAAACCAGAGGAUGCAGAGAAAACCCACGCAUUCCACAGAGAAAUGUACAGUGACUCCUUACGGAGGAUGCCAGGAUUGAACUGCAAACUCUAACACCCUGAGCAGUAAUAGCGUUGUGCUAACUAGUACACUGCCAUGCUGCCUAGUUCAGCCCAACUCAUUGGGCUAAUCAUAAUUCACACCAAAGUUGGUCCCAUUUCUUUGUGUUAGCCCAUGUCCUCUAAAUUUUUUCUAUCCAUGUACCUGUCCAAGUACUCUUUAAAUGUCAAAAUUAUACCUGCCACUUCCACUGACAUAUACUCACCACCCUCUGUAUGAACACAGUAGUACCUCAGGUCCCUUAUAAAUCUUUACGCUCUCACCUUAACCUGUACCCUCUAGUUUUGAAUUCCCCUACUCUGGGAAAAAGACUUUGACUAUUCACCGUAUCUAUGCCCCUCAUGAUUUUGUAAACCAAUAUAAGAUCACCCCUCACUCUCCAAUGGUCCUAAAGAAAAGAGUCCAAGCUUACCAGCCUUGGAUAAACCAAAACAUGUAAAUGGAAUUUAAUCCUUAAUUAAAUUAGAUUUUUUUGUUUUUCAAUAUAAAUAUUUGGAAGUACAAAAUUGGUAAUAUGGUACCCUUUUUUCCACUGAGAAUAGGAGGGACUACCAGAGGUCAUGGGUUAAGGGUGAAAGAUGAAAAGUAAGGGGAGACAUCUUCACUCAGAAGGUCAUGAGUGUGGAACAAGCUGCCAGCACAAGUGGUGCAUGCGAGCUUGAUUUCAGCGUUUAAGAGAAGUUUGGAUAGGUACAUGGAGGGCUAUGGAUCUGGUGCAGGUCAAUGGAAGUAGACAGUUUAAAUGGUUUGACACGGAUUAGAUGGGUCAUAGGGCCGGUUUCAGUGCUGUACUGUACUUUUCUAUGACUCUAGGUGAGAUAUUCAACACUCCCAAAAUUUUGAUUCCUGUGACUUCAUUUGGUUCAACCGAAACAGAUUUCAGAAGAGAGAUGUAAUCCCAAAUAACUGCCUACAAAAAGUUCAUGCAGGUGAGUGCUUGUGAUAUAGUGAAGAGUGUUUGCAUUGAAAAUUGGGUGGAGGAAUUUAUUUCGCAGGAGCUAGAAAGCACAAAGAUUAAGGGAUGCUGUGUGUUUAGGGAGUUCAGCUUCAAGUGAGUUUUUGAUGUAAAGGAGCUUAGAGCCUUGAAAUGAAUGUGCUUAGUAUUUUUCUUAACCAAAGCAAAUAAAACAUCUGGCUUUCAUUUAGAGGGUGGCAGGAGGUUACAAAAAAUGUGCACAAAAAUAUUUUGAAUGCUUGCCUUCAAUCUUUGUGCUUUAGGGGCCACCACUGCAGAACUUGCUGGAGAUCCAUUAUGUGGCAACUUCCAAUUUCUUCCUCUGUCUGUGCAAGGUUACUUGUUCAUUUAUCUUUUGGUCACGGGAGGUUCGUUACUGCAGGUUUGCUUGUCUGUUUGGUGGUGAUUGACAGUAGCGAUGUUCAAGCAGGGUUAAUUGAUGCUGGAGGGAGAGCAAAGCUCCACAGGAGAACUGUCAGAUGCUCAAUUAUCUUAGUUUUCAGUUGUUGCUAAAGCUUUAUGGGGUUUGUAUGAAACAUGAGUGUAAAGCGGGUUUCUUUCUUUCUUUCUUUCUUUCUUUCUUUUACAUGAGGUAGUCUUGAGAUAUAAAUAUAUUACCAACAAAGGUGUGUUGUUGAUUUUAACGAUUUUUGACAAAACUGACUCAUGACCAGGAAAAAUAUUGCAGGAUUGUUCAGCAAGAUAAUUUAAGAUACAAUAUUAUAUAGGUGUAGGGUUUACUUAAAUCACUAAAAGUACCCCUGCCUGACAAGUGUAUGAGUACAAGAUUUAUAGCACGAUUCAUUUGGCAUUGUGAAAUAGUGUAUUCCUUCUGCAGAUGAUACAGCUCGUAAAACUACAUCAGAUUAUCUUACAUCAGAAAUCAGUCCAUCAAUAGAACUAUUCCACAGUCAAAAUGAAAGUCCAACCUUUAUAGAUAAAAUGAUUAUUUAAAAUUAUCCACUACAUUCUACAGCAGUGAAAACAGUGGCCAAGCAUUACUCUGGGAAAACACUGACUAUCAAAUACACAUGAAAGGAACUGUUGAUCCACUGUUCUCUACCGGUGUUGGUGGGUUGAGAUGCAGUUGUUAUUUACAGAAUACACUCAGUAGCCACUUUAUUAAGUACACCUGUAUACCUGCUCCUUAAUGCAAAUAUCUCAUCAGCCAACCAUGUGGCAGCAACUCAAUGCAUAAAAGCAUGCAUACAUGGUCAAGAGGGUCGGUUGUUGUUCAGACCAAGCGUCAGAAUGGAAAAGUAAUGUGAUCUAAGUGACUUUGAUCAUGGAAUAAUUGUUGGUGCCAGGCAGGGUGGUUUGAGUAUCUCAGAAACUAUUCAUCUCCUGGGAUUUUCACACACAACAGUUCUAGAGUUUACAGAGAAUGGUGAAAAACAACAAAACAUCCAGAGAGUGGCAAUCUAGUAGGUGAAAACGCCUGUUAAUGAGAGAGGUCAGAAGGAAAUGGCCAAACUAGUUCCAGCUGAUAGGAAGUCAACAAUAUCUCAAAUAACCACACAUUACAACAGUGAUAUCAAAAAAGCAUCUUUGACCGCACAACAUGUCAAAUCUACAGCACCAGCAGACCACACUGGGUUCCAUUCUUGUACCUAAUGAAGUGGCCACUGAGUGUAGUAACCCAAUUACCAUUGAGGAGCUUUAACUAAUAUAUUUCUAUUCUGCUGUUUGGUAACCUAAGAUUUGGAAGAACUGCACUUUAGCCUUUCAAUGCAAUUUGAAUCUUUAAUUAAUGUAAUAAUUAAAAAUGGAUACCAAAGAAUUGUUUCAAAUUGUUUACCUGGAUGUCGGUCUUGUUUUCACUAUUGUACACCAUUUAAUCUUAACUACUCAGUGAGAUUAACAUGGAAGAAGCAAGGAAUAUUUUUUGUGUCUACCUGUUCAUGUGGAGCUAUUUACAGAAUUUGUUGAGCAUAACCAAAGGAAUUUAUUGCUACAUGUUGCUGUAGUAUUUAUCACUACAUUAUAGAGCCUGGUUACCUCAUCCAAAUCUGACAGAACUCACCUCUAUGUAUGCUAUUUGAUUCUUGCCUUGCCAUUCCAGCUCAGCUGUGUUUUAUCCAGCUCGGAAUGUUUUACUUUGUGUUACUGCCUGCAUUCCCUGUUUUUAAUCUCAGACAGACACAGAGCACGUUUCAAGUUGUUACAUUUCCAAUGAACGACAGGUUGGAGCAAGAUAGGGGAAAACAAUAUCGAUCCUCAGGCGAGGGUUGAGUGUGGUUUUGCUAUGGUUAGGGUGGGUUGGUUUAUGUUUUAAAUGCAUACCUAUGCAUUGUGACUGCCUGACUCACUGGAGAGACACUGAAACUAGUGAUAUAAAAAUCUCUAAUCAGAAUCAAGUUUCAUAUCACUGGCAUAAGUCAUGAAAUUUGUUGCUUUGUGGCAGGAGUACAUUGCAAUACAUAAUAAUAAAAACUAUAUUACAAUAUUUAUACAAAAGAAGAAAAUUCAGUUAGUGCAGAAAGAGAUGGGAAAAUACUGAGAUAGUGUUCAUGAGAACAUUGUCUAUUCAGAAAUCUGAUGGCGGAGAAUAAGAAACUUGUUAAAAUAGUGAAUUGUGCCUUGAGGCUCCUGUACCUCCUCCUUGAUGGUAACAGUGAGAAGAUAGGGGUCCUUAAUCCAAGUCAAGUCAACUUUUAUUGUCCUUUCGAUCAUAACUGCUGGUACAGUACAUAGUAAUAAUGAGACAAUGUUUUUCAGGACCAUGGUUUACAUGACACAGUACAAAAACUAGACUGAACUACGUAAUAAAAAAAAACACAGAGAAAGCUAUACUAGACUACAGACCUACACUUUUUGCCUUUUCAAGGUGUCCUGGAUGUUGGGGAGGGUUGGGGUUAAUAUAUGUUAAAGCUGGCUGAGUUUGCAAAUUUAUGUAGCUUUUCCAGUCCUGUGCAGUGUCUCCUCCAUAACUCCAACUAGUUAGAAUACUCUCCAUGGUACAUCUGUAGAAAUUUGCAAAAGUCUUAGGGGACAUACCAAAUCUCCUCAAACUCCAAUGAAAAACAAACAUAAAAGGUCUCCUGGAGAGAGCCUCAUUCUCCUCUCCUGACACAGUGUUUUAUUUUCUGAACACAAAAAUAACGAAAGAUUAUAGCUUCAGUAUCUAUAAUUAUCUAUCUUAACAUUUUGGAUGGCAGCUUUGCAGAAUUACAUAUUUACAAUAGCAGUGCAUCAGAUUUGUUAUCUUUGCACUGUACUGCUGCCACAAAGAGCAAAAACUCUUUGAAUAUUCAAAUACAGGUGGCUGGUCUGAUAACUAAUUUCCAUGGCAUGAAAAUUAGCUUUUUGCAGCAACAGCACUGUACAUUGUAAGACAGUUGGGCACCACCGUGGUGUAGCAGUUAGCGCAACUCUUUGGAGUUCGGAGUAUAGUUCCAACAUCAUCUCUAAGGAGUCUGUACAUCCUCCCCAUGGAAUGCGUGGGUUUUCUCUGGGUGUUCCAGGUACCUCCCACAGUCCAAAGAUAUACUGGUUAGUAGGUUAAUUGGUCGUUGUAAGUUGUCCAGUGAUUAGGCUCGGAUUAAGUCGGGAAUAGCUGGGCAGCACAGCUCGAAGGGAUGGAUGGACCUAUUCUAUAUUGUAUCCCAAUAAAAAACUUAACAAUUCUCCUGUUUAAGUCCAGCUACACAUAACUCCAGAUUGACACUUAACAUCUGCUCAAAUAGGUAGAAUGAGCAGUUAGUAAUAAAUUGCCACCCAAUGUUGCAUCCAAGAGCUUAUUUAGGGGCAAAGAUCUUUCCCAGGUUGCGAAAUUCCUCAGUUUUUCUGUCUGCAGAAUACAAUGUUAAAUGUCAGGUGUAGGGCCCAGCAAACACAUUGCUUAACUGUUACAAAAUUUGUUAAGGAUAACCACUCUAGUUCAUUGCGUGCCUCAAUAAACUAGAAGAAAGAUAGUGAAAUACGUUCCAGUAAUUAUAAUUGGACAAUGGGCAGAUUUGUUGUCUUUGCAGCAACAUUGUACUGCUGCCACAAAGACAACAAAUUUCAUGAUAUAUGUAGGUGAUUUUAAACCUGAUUCUGAUUGUACUUUAUGAAUUGUAACACAGACAGUAUUUGACAUUGUUUGUACAAAUAAAAGAAAAGCAGUGUUGUGACAAAAAAUCAGAAAUACUAUGACUGGUCAGAAGUAUGGCUAAUUUCUAUUUUUAUCUGUUCUUUCCAUUUAACUUCUAUAUAUUUGAAUCUAAGUUGCUUGUGAGUAUCUUAUUCUGAACAUGCAAAAUACUUCCUCAAAAUAACCCUCUCAAUCCCAGUGGCAAGGGGUCGUAUUAUUAUUUUAGUCAAGUUAUAUAAGGUAAAAGAAAGUAGUUGUUAUUUGUAAUGCAGAUAAUGUUGGAUACAAAAUCAAUAAAAAUUAUAAUUCAA
Messenger RNA from Hypanus sabinus (Atlantic stingray), 15749 nucleotides. RefSeq names its product fucosyltransferase 11 (alpha (1,3) fucosyltransferase) (gene pofut4). The record is from RefSeq and is a predicted model, not a curated record. Lineage: Eukaryota; Metazoa; Chordata; Chondrichthyes; Myliobatiformes; Dasyatidae. Gene Ontology annotation, cellular component: Golgi membrane. Bases 6679 to 8130 code for a protein of 483 amino acids. The transcript has 3 exons. Gene Ontology annotation, molecular function: alpha-(1->3)-fucosyltransferase activity.